Molecule: messenger RNA, 1629 nt
Organism: Balaenoptera ricei (Rice's whale)
Lineage: Eukaryota; Metazoa; Chordata; Mammalia; Artiodactyla; Balaenopteridae
Gene: SLC29A4
Product: solute carrier family 29 member 4
Exons: 11
Coding region: 1-1572 (523 amino acids)
Biological process (GO): nucleoside transmembrane transport
Cellular component (GO): plasma membrane
Molecular function (GO): monoamine transmembrane transporter activity; nucleoside transmembrane transporter activity
Source: RefSeq, a predicted model, not a curated record
AUGGGCUCGGUGGGCAGCCAGCAACUCCAGGAGCCCAGCGUGGCGAGCACGCCGCACAGGAGCGUGGUGAUGAGCUUCAGCUUCGACAGCGGCCAGCUGGAGGAGGUGGUGGCAGGGGUGGCCCAGGCCCAGGGCAGUAGGGCCAGGGGCAUCCCGAUUUCCACGGACUCUGAUAUAGAUGAGCCGGUGCCUGAUGACCGCUACCACGCCAUCUACUUUGCAAUGCUCCUGGCUGGUGUGGGCUUCCUGCUGCCGUACAACAGCUUCAUCACCGACGUAGACUACCUGCACCACAAGUACCCAGGGACCUCGAUCGUGUUUGACAUGAGCCUCACCUACAUCCUGGUGGCGCUGGUGGCUGUGCUCCUGAACAACGCGCUGGUGGAGAGACUGAGCCUGCACACGAGGAUCACCGCGGGCUACCUCUUAGCCUUGGGCCCCCUCCUCUUCAUCAGCAUCUGCGACGUGUGGCUGCAGCUCUUCUCUCGUGACCAGGCUUAUGCCAUCAACCUGGCUGCGGUGGGCACCGUGGCCUUCGGCUGCACAGUGCAGCAAUCCAGCUUCUACGGGUACACGGGGAUGCUGCCCAAGAGGUACACGCAGGGGGUGAUGACGGGGGAGAGCACGGCGGGCGUGAUGGUCUCCCUGAGCCGCAUCCUCACGAAGCUGCUGCUGCCCGACGAGCGGGCCGGCACGCUCAUCUUCUUCCUGGUCUCCGCGGGCCUGGAGCUGCUCUGCUUCCUGCUGCACCUGCUGGUGCGGGGCAGCCGCUUCGUGCUCUACCACACGGCGCGGCCCCGCCCCGGCCGCAGGGCCGGCUACCGCGUGCACCACGACGUGGCCGCCGAGGACGUGCACUUUGAGCACCAGGGCCCAGGCCUGGCCAACGGCGGGUCCCCGAAGGACAGCCCAGCCCACGAGGUGACCGGCGGCGGCGGAGCCUACACGCGCUUUGAUGUGCCUCGGCCGAGAAUCAGGCGCAGCUGGCCCUCCUUCCGAGCCCUGCUGCUGCACCGCUACGUGGUGGCCCGCGUCAUCUGGGCGGACAUGCUCUCCAUCGCCGUGACCUACUUCAUCACGCUGUGCCUGUUUCCGGGUCUCGAGUCCGAGAUCCGCCACUGCAUCCUGGGCGAGUGGCUGCCCAUUCUCAUCAUGGCCGUGUUCAACCUCUCUGACUUCGUGGGCAAGAUCCUGGCGGCGCUGCCCGUGGAAUGGCGGGGCACGCACCUGCUGGCCUGCUCCUGCCUCCGUGUGGUCUUCAUCCCCCUCUUCAUCCUGUGCGUCUACCCCAGCAGCACGCCCGCCCUCCGCCACCCAGCCUGGCCCUGCAUCCUCUCCCUACUCAUGGGCAUCAGCAACGGCUACUUCGGCAGCGUGCCCAUGAUCCUGGCGGCGGGCAAAGUGAGCCCCAAGCAGCGGGAGCUAGCAGGGAACACCAUGACCGUGUCCUACAUGACGGGGCUGACGCUGGGCUCGGCCGUGGCCUACUGCACCUACAGCCUCACGCGGGACGCCCACGGCAGCUGCCCCGACCGCUCCGCCGCCAACGCCUCCUUCCCCGCUGGCCUCUGAGCCAGGCCUGGGCCCCCAGCCCUGCCCAGGGAGGGCUGCCGGGGCCCUUCCCCACCC